Chrysochloris asiatica (Cape golden mole) is the source of this 924-nucleotide messenger RNA. Its product is annotated as olfactory receptor 2D3-like. Gene Ontology annotation, biological process: G protein-coupled receptor signaling pathway. The transcript has a single exon. Gene Ontology annotation, cellular component: membrane. The record is from RefSeq and is a predicted model, not a curated record. NCBI's taxonomy places the organism in Eukaryota, Metazoa, Chordata, Mammalia, Afrosoricida, Chrysochloridae. Bases 1 to 924 code for a protein of 307 amino acids. Gene Ontology annotation, molecular function: olfactory receptor activity; G protein-coupled receptor activity.
AUGGGAGAAGAAAACCAAACCUACGUGACUGAGUUUGUCUUCCUGGGCCUUUCCCAGGAUCCACAGACCCAAGUCUUGCUCUUCUUCCUGUUUCUGAUCAUCUACCUGCUGACUGUGCUGGGAAACCUGCUCAUCAUUGUACUUAUUCACAUAGACUCCAGACUCCACACACCCAUGUACUUUUUCCUUAGAAACUUGUCCUUUGCUGAUCUCUGCUUUUCUACUACCACACUUCCCCAGGUCCUAGUCCAUUUCCUGGUAAAGAGGAAAACCAUUUCCUUUGUUGGAUGCUCAAUACAGAUAGAUGUCUUCCUCUUAGCAGGGUGUGCAGAAGCUGCACUGCUGGCGGUGAUGUCUUAUGACUGCUAUGUGGCUGUCUGCAAGCCCCUGCACUACUCCACCAUCAUGACUCACUGGGUCUGUGUCCAACUGGCUAUAGGAUCCUGGGCCAGCGGGGCAUUCGUGUCUCUGGUGGACACCACAUUCACAUUGCGUCUGCCCUACAGGGGAAACAAUAUCAUUAACCAUUAUUUUUGCGAACCUCCUGCCCUCCUGAAGCUCGCUUCAGCAGACACCUACAGCACAGAAAUGGUCAUAUUUGCAAUGGGCGUGGUGAUUCUCUUAGCUCCUGUCUCCCUCAUUCUUGUCUCCUACUGGAAUAUCAUCUCUACUGUGAUCCAGAUGCAGUCGGGAGAAGGGAGGCACAAGGUUUUCUCAAACUGUAGCUCCCAUAUUAUUGUUGUUGUUAUUGCCUAUGGCUCAGCCAUCUUUGCCUACAUGAGGCCAAACUCCAAGAAAAUGAAUGAAGGUGAUAAAGUGAUCUCUGUGUUCUAUUCAGUCAUAACAUCUAUGAUGAACCCGAUCAUUUACAGCCUGAGGAACAAGGAUGUGAAGGAGGCAUUUAGGAAAGCAUUUGGAAGAUAG